This is a messenger RNA of Helianthus annuus (common sunflower), 1571 nucleotides long. Its product is annotated as UDP-glycosyltransferase 75C1. The record is from RefSeq and is a predicted model, not a curated record. Gene Ontology annotation, molecular function: UDP-glycosyltransferase activity. The coding region runs from base 73 to 1428 and encodes 451 amino acids. Lineage: Eukaryota; Viridiplantae; Streptophyta; Magnoliopsida; Asterales; Asteraceae. The transcript has a single exon.
AUCUCACAUUUAAUAUAUACAAGUUAUAUGAUGCCGCUCAGUAAUAACCACCAACCACCCCUCUGAGGCGCAAUGAAAGGCCACCAGAAAAACAAAGUCCUGAUUAUAGCCUAUCCAACCCAAGGCCACAUUAACCCAUCCCUUUGUUUCGCCACCCGUCUCCUUAAGUUCGGUGUCAAUGUCACCUUUUGCACCAGCUUCUACGCCAUACGACGCAUUGACACACAAACCACCCAUCACGGUCUUACCUUGGCCCCAAUUUUUGACAGACACCACAAUGGCCAACAACCAACUUUGCAACAAUUCUUCUCAGAUUUUGCCACAAAUGGUGUUUGUGCGGUCGAUGAAAUCAUUAGGUCCGCAACGGCCACAAGCCAACCCUUUGACCACUUAGUCUACACCACUGUUGUACCAUGGGCAACACAGGUGGCUGCUGCCCAUAGUUUGGAGUCCACUCUCCUCUGGUGCCAACCAGCCACUCUCUUAGAUAUAUAUUAUUACUAUUUUAACGGCUAUCAAGAUUUAAUAUCUUGUAACAACAACCCAACAUUUCCAAUAAAUUUACCAGGGCUUCCACCCAUAACCACUUCCGACCUGCCGUCCAUUUUGUUGUCUUCUUGUCCUAAGGAACAACAAUUUAUAGUACAAAUUUUAAAAGACCAUAUUGAUGCCGUCAAGAUAGCUCCACGAAUACUUGUCAACACUUUUGAUGAACUUGAACUCGAGCCCAUCAGAGCAAUUGAAAAACUUGUGAUGCUUCCGGUUGGACCCCUCAUGCCAUUGGAAUUGUUAGAUGGAAGAGGCCCAUCAAACAAUUCAUUUAGCUGCGACUUAUUUGAAAAACCAGAGGAAGAUUAUGUCAAAUGGCUUAGCACGAAGCCAAAAUUGUCGGUGGUGUAUGCUUCAUUUGGAAGCUUGUCAACUUUAUCGAUAGAUCAGGCGGAGGAGAUGGCAUCUGGGUUGCUUGAAAGUGGGCGGCCGUUUUUAUGGGUGAUCAGAGAGGGUGACCAAUUAGUGAAAUUGAGCAAGAUAGAUGAACUUAAAAAGCAGGGAAUGAUAGUGAGUUGGUGUUCUCAGGUUGAAGUAUUGAACCACGAAGCAAUUGGGUGUUUCCUGACGCAUUGUGGGUGGAAUUCGACAAUAGAAGCACUGGUUGCCGGUGUUCCAACUAUAGCCUUUGCACAGUGGUCGGAUCAAGUGACUAACGCGAAGAUGAUUGAAGAUGUUUGGAAAACAGGUGUUAAGGUGAAAAGGAGGGAGAGAGAUGGAAUGGUGGAAGGGAAUGAGAUCAAGAGGUGUGUGGAAAUCGUGAUGCAAGAUAGGGAGAUGAGAAGAAAUGCUGAGAAAUGGAGAGAGUUGGCAAGAAAAGCUCUCAAUGAUGGUGAAUCAUCCACCCUCAACCUCCAAGCUUUCUUGUACGAUCCUUGAAAUAUGAUAAACUAAUAAACAUGAAUGCAUUUCUUGUUGGUUUGUGAAAGUUCUUUGAUCUUCGCUUGUUUCAUUCAUUUACGUUUGUUCGUUUAUGUGUGUCUAUCAAUUUAUUGAAAUUACUUUAUUAGUUCUUAGUGAUA